Messenger RNA from Pseudomassariella vexata, 828 nucleotides. RefSeq lists its product as uncharacterized. The record is from RefSeq and is a predicted model, not a curated record. The annotation marks the transcript as partial. The transcript is spliced from 2 exons. NCBI's taxonomy places the organism in Eukaryota, Fungi, Ascomycota, Sordariomycetes, Amphisphaeriales, Pseudomassariaceae.
GGCUCAUGUGGCGCGAAACAUCGCCCGGGAUCUGGCAACGCGGUAUUGACGAAUUUGAGCACAUCUACUUCGCGGUGGCCAAGCUUUACGAAGGCAGGGCCGCAUAUUCUUCGCUAUCACUGGUCACUUGACUCUUGUCGUCGAUAUACCCAAUUGCACAAGACCAAGGGGAAGCUGAAUGUCGCGUUGCGAGACUCUACAGAAGGCUUGGGUCACCUAAAGGUUUGAUCACCCCCCACGAUAGCAUCCCCGGUUAUGUAGGAUGCUGAACCGGGAAAUCUGAGCAAGUUGUAUCGGAACUCUCGACAUCAUGCCCAACAUAGAGGCUGGCUUGAGACCACACUGGUGUCGGUAUCGACCGGCCAGACUGGCGUCGAAUGGGCCAGCAGAGGUCUACCUGCGUCUGCGGUGGCCAUGCUCUUCAUUGGCAGUCUACCAACAUCCUCCGACCAAGUUGUGCGUCACGAUCUCGUUUUGCGAUCUCCUUACAAAAUCGUUGACGGCAUUGGAACGAUCCAGUACAUGUCUCAAAGGCAUACGCUGAGGGCGAGUCUUAUUCUGUCCCAAUGCCUCCGAAUCGGCGAACCUCAAAAGCAUGAGAGGAUAGCUGAUAUUUCAGCACUGAAAGCAGCAUCCGCACGGAGAUACGAAAAAGUGACCGUACUUGCACCUCCUUUGAAAGAUGGGCGCUCUGGUCCCGGGGAAACACCAGUAUGUGGCCCUCACGUGUCGACAAAACAGACGACUCGCCAUCUGGAGGCCUGCAAGGCUGUCGAUGCCACCAUCACGCACGCCUUUCAUGCUGCUAUUUCCACAGCAGUACGAGAU